GCCAACGAGGGAGCACCUUCGCAUGGGUGGGAUUCCAACGGCUGCGGGCAUUCACGCAAUGACAGCCUAACGGUGACCGAGGAUCAACUGGUGGCGGUGCGUCAUGAGCAGAAGCACCGACAGCAACUGGGUGAAGAAGUGCCGCAUGGCUAUGCUCAUGUCCGGGAUCUAUGACCGCAGGACCUCCGAGGAGCGGCGCCUGAGGCACCUCGUUGGUCUGGCCAUCGAUCUGAACACCGCCGAGGCAAGCGUUCUGCAGGGAGAGGAGGCACGCCCCGUGGUUGCUACUAUGAAAGGCCUGGCUGACCAGCUUGCGACGGUCGGGCCGGAACCUUUGUCGGUUAUCGACGAUGCUAAUAACCAGAUGUUCGACCUGAAGGCUCAGGAGUCAAACCUCCAACACGUACUCCUAGGGCGCAAUCGUGACCUCGAAGCGCAAGUAGCACAAGAAAAAGACCAGAACUGGUCUCUGGGGGGAAGGGCAGGUGCUUCUCUGGAACUUCAGAAAUCCCACCUUCUGCAGCGCAUCAAGGUGCACAACAAGUUCAUGGUGGACUUGCUGGGCUUCAUGGACAAGAAGAAGGCGGUGGUGAGGCGCGCCGUACUUCGCUUGGAGGCUGCUCUAGCGACGUGCGAUGCACGGGAUAAGGUUAUUUCGGCUGCAGACGAGAGAGUGGCCAAGGACAUAUUAGAGCUAGUAGAUCGCGCGCAGAACAAGCCGCAAGGGUCGGUGAUAGUGACUACCUGCCCCAUGCCCUUGGCAAUGGAACCGCUGCUCGUCCAGGAACCAGUCGCAGCUCCGGUGGAACCCCCCGCUAACUCCGUCACCACGGCGCUCAACAAGUGGGUCGAAGGAAGCUUCUUCAAACGGUUCGUGGCGCGCACCAUGGCAAGGAACAACGUGGACGCCACCUUCUUGGCUACACGAGCUCUGUCGCCGGUGGAUACGUGGUACGUGCUAUCCACUUGCCUGGGACGAGGAACUUUCGGUGGCGUCUUCAAGAUAGACGUCCUCACCCUGGGGGAGAGCUUCGCCAUGAAGCUAAUCAAUGAGGGAGAGGGCAAGAAUGCUCGAAGGCGAACGCGCAGGUCGCAAGAGUCCCUGCUCGGGGAGAUGGUCAUCUGUGUCUGGCACGGCUCGCAACCACUAUCGGAUGAUUUGUGUGAUUCCUCCCAUACCGGCCUGAUGUUUUCGUCCUUGGCUGUCAAUGUCCCGCCACACCCGAACGUCCUCCAAGCCGUGGGAGUAGAUGACAGGGAGCUAGACUGCAUGAAGAUCGUCUACCACCUUGCAGAGGGGGAUUUCAGCCGCUGCGCGUGGGGAAGCACAGAAGACAGCGCGGGGACGAAGAUGCGGGAACAUCCAUGA
Molecule: messenger RNA, 1369 nt
Organism: Ectocarpus sp. CCAP 1310/34
Lineage: Eukaryota; Phaeophyceae; Ectocarpales; Ectocarpaceae
Source: the annotation of a GenBank genome assembly